AUGUCUCCGGCGGCUUCGGCGGCUGGCGGAGGCGAGCGGCGGCGGCCCCCGUUGGGCUUACGGGAAGGCCGGGGCCGGACCCGCGGCUGCGGAGGACCAGCGGGUGCCGCGGCAGUCGGCCUAGCGCUGCUCGGCCUAGCUCUCUACCUAGUGCCCGCGGCGGCCGCGCUGGCCUGGCUGGCCGUGGGGGCGAGCGCGGCCUGGUGGGGCCUGAGCCGCGAACCCCGUGGCCCGCGGGGCCUGUCCUCGUUCGUGCGCGACUCCCGCCGUCACCCGCGGCCCGCGCUCACCGCUUCACCGCCUUCGGCCAAGUCGGCUGUCAACGGUAGCCUCUGUGAGCCCCGCAGCCCGCCUGGAGGCCCCGACUCCGCCGAGCUCCUACUCAUGGGCAGCUACCUGGGCAAGCCCGGCCCGCCCCAGCCUGCCAUCGCUCAGGACCCUAGGGACAGGUCGGGCCGCCGCCCACCCUCCCGCUCCCCGCCGCCGGCAUCGGCGGCUGAACGCGUCCACCACGUCUAUCCCGCGCUCCCCACCCCGCUUUUGCGAUCCUCCCGGAGGCUGCCCCACCGAGAUUGUGGGCCUCUAUCCAGUCGGUUUGUCAUAACACCCCGAAGACGAUAUCCCAUUCAGCAGGCCCAGUAUUCCUUGCUUGGGGCACUGCCAACGGUGUGCUGGAAUGGUGGGCAUAAGAAGGCCGUGCUGUCUGCACGGAACUCGAGGAUGGUAUGCAGCCCAGUGACAGUGAGGAUCGCCCCUCCAGACAGCAAGCUGCUUCAGUCACCAAUGCCCGAGCAGAUACUCAAUACAACACUGUCUUCACCAUCAAGUAACGCUCCAGACCCUUGUGCGAAGGAGACCGUGCUGACUGCCCUCAAGGAAAAGAAGAAAAGGACAGUGGAGGAAGAACAGCUGCACCUCGAUGGCCAGGAAAACAAGAGAAGGCGCCAUGAUAGCAGUGGGAGUGGCCAUUCAGCAUUCGAGCCCCUUGUGGCCAACGGAGGAGUCCCUGCUGCGUUUGUGCCUAAGCCCGGCUCCCUGAAGAGAAGCCUGGCUUCCCAGAGCUCAGAUGACCACCUGAACAAACGGUCUCGCACCUCCUCCGUGAGCUCCCUCACUAGUACAUGCACAGGAGGCAUCCCCAGCUCCAGCCGCAACGCCAUCACCAGCUCCUACAGCUCCACCCGUGGCAUCUCACAGCUGUGGAAGAGGAGUGGUCCCACCUCAUCCCCCUUUUCCAGCCCAGCUUCCUCCCGCUCCCAGACACCAGAGAGGCCAGCUAAGAAAACAAGAGAAGAGGAGCCAUGUCACCAUUCCAGUUCUUCAGCUCCCUUGGUGACAGACAAGGAGUCCCCAGGAGAAAAGGUUACAGAAACAGCCACUGGGAAGCAGCAGAGUCUGUGGACAUCCCCACCCAUGCCUGGCAGCUCGGGGCAACGCAAGCGUAAGAUUCAACUGCUGCCCUCCCGGCGAGGGGACCAGCUGACCCUGCCUCCACCCCCUGAGCUUGGUUAUUCCAUCACUGCCGAAGACCUGGACAUGGAGAGGAAAGCCUCUCUGCGGUGGUUUAACAAGGUCUUGGAGGACAAGACUGAUGAUGCCACCACCUCAGCCACUGACACCCCUGCUGCCGCCAAUCCUCCCUUCGCUUUCACCCUGCCGACUGUGGGGCCUGCUGCCUCAGCAGCCUCCCUCCCAGCUCCCAGCUCCAACCCACUGUUGGAGAGCCUGAAGAAGAUGCAGGACUCUCCAGCCCCACCAUCCUCAGAACCUGCUGAGGCAGCAACAGCUGCAGCCCCUUCACCUCCGAAGACACCCAGCCUCCUGGCCCCUCUAGUCUCGUCACUGACAGGGCCUCUGGCUGGCACCUCCUCAGACUCCAAACCUGCAGCCGCCUUCCUGGGGCUGGCCCCUGCUUCAUCUACAACACCUCUUGCUGACACUAAGUCCCCCGGAAUCCCUCAGGCUGAGCAGUCUGUCAGUACCCCAGCCUCCUCAGCUCUCUCCUCUACCCCAAAGCCCAGCAUGUUGUUUGGGAUGCUGAGCCCACCUGCCAGUUCUUCCUCCCUUGCCACUCCUGGCCCAGCUUGUGCUUCUCCCAUGUUUAAGCCCAUUUUUCCAGCCACACCUAAAAGUGAGAGUGACGGCCCCUUGCCAACUAGCUCCUCAGCCACCACUACAAUUUCAUCCAGCACCACCCUCCCCACGACAGCCAGCACCACAGCUCCCACGUUCAAGCCCAUUUUUGACAGUCCAGAGCCGUUUACAGCCAUGCCCCUGUCAACUCCCUUCUCCCUGAAGCAGACAACUGCUACAGCCACCACUGCAGCCACAUCAGCCCCUCUCUUCACUGGUCUGGGCACUGCCACCUCCACAGUGGCCUCUGGCCCCACAGCCUCUGCCCCAAAGCCUGUAUUUGGCUUUGGAGUGACCACUGUGGCUAGCACUGCCAGUAAUACCUUGACUUCCACCUCCCAGCCACUUCUAUUCGGAGGGGCGCCCUCUGUCACUGCUGCCAGCUCCGCCACAUCCCUGCCCUCCAUCUUCCAGUUUGGCAAGCCUCCUGCUCCAGCAGCAUCUGCAGCAGGCACUUCCUUUAGCCAGCCCCUUGCCAGCUCUGCCCAGACGGCGGCCAGCAAUAGCAGUGGCACUGGUGGCUUCAGUGGCUUUGGCAGCACUCUCACCACCUCAACCUCCGCCCCUGCCACCACUAGCCAGCCCACGCUGACCUUCAGCAACACCGUCACCCCCACUUUCAACAUUCCCUUUAGCUCCAGUGCCAAGCCUGCUCUCCCAACCUACCCUGGAGCCAACCCACAGCCCACAUUUGGAGCCACUGAAGGGGCCACUAAGCCAGCAGUUGGCUCAAGUUUUGGCAGCUCUUUCACCUUCGGCAACUCUGUAGCCUCAGCCCCAUCAGCGACUCCGGCACCAGCCACCUUUGGCAGUGGUGCACAACCAGCUUUCGGUGGGUUGAAAGCCACAGCGUCCACCUUUGGCACCCCUGCCAGCACACAGCCAGCUUUUGGUAGCACCACGUCUGUGUUCUCCUUCGGUUCAGCCACUACUUCUGGCUUUGGUGCCACCACACAGACCACCAACAGUGGGAGCAGCAGCUCUUUAUUUGGCAGCUCUACUCCAUCCCCGUUCACAUUUGGUGGCUCAGCAGCUCCUGCUGGUAGUGGAGGCUUUGGGCUUAGUGCUACUCCAGGCACCAGCUCCACCUCUGGAACUUUCAGCUUUGGAUCUGGACAGAGCGGGACCACAGGCACCAACACCUCCUUUGGGGGAAGCUUGAGUCAGAACACCCUGGGCACACCCAGCCAGAAUUCACCCUUCGCCUUCAAUGUGGGCAGUACGCCUGAAAGCAAGCCUGUGUUUGGAGGAGGCACAUCCACACCCACUUUUGGGCAGAGUGCCUCUGCCCCUGGAGUAGGCACCGCAGGCAGCAGCCUCUCAUUUGGGGCCUCCUCAACACCUGCCCCAGGCUUUGCUGGAGUCGGACCUUUCGGAUCAGCAGCCCCUUCGUUUUCUAUUGGUGCGGGAUCCAAGACCUCAGGGGCUCGACAGCGACUUCAGGCCCGAAGGCAGCAUACACGCAAGAAGUAGCCUGCCUCCUCUCUCCACUCCCCCAUCCCUUGCCUGAAACUGGACCUCAGCACCUACUAGGAAGAGCCUCUGACCCUUCAAAUUCCAUAGCAAACCCAGCCCGUCACCAGGGCAGAAGUGGCAGCCUGGCCUUUUCUGUUCUAGAGGAAGCGGGUGCCCCGGGGAGGGGCAGGA
This is a messenger RNA of Acomys russatus (golden spiny mouse), 3780 nucleotides long. RefSeq names its product POM121 transmembrane nucleoporin C (gene Pom121c). The coding region runs from base 1 to 3606 and encodes 1201 amino acids. Gene Ontology annotation, biological process: RNA export from nucleus; protein import into nucleus. The record is from RefSeq and is a predicted model, not a curated record. The transcript is spliced from 13 exons. Gene Ontology annotation, molecular function: structural constituent of nuclear pore. NCBI's taxonomy places the organism in Eukaryota, Metazoa, Chordata, Mammalia, Rodentia, Muridae. Gene Ontology annotation, cellular component: nuclear pore.